CUUUAUAACACCCUGUCGGUAGUCACCCUCAGUAGAACACCCACUUUAACUCCCUUUGCCAACCCCCUAUGUACCAAAGAGGGUUGCAGAGUGCGCGUUAGUCGCUGCGUCGUUUUUACGUUUCUCCUCAGUGUACCGUUCGCCGUCGGUCGAAAUCCACGUGUGUUAUGUAACACUCCCGGAAUCGUAACUGUCAUCGAACUAUUUCAUAAAUUUUAUUUCCAACAAGCAAAAAUAUAUUACAGAAAAAUGUAUUUAUUUAUUAAUUAUUGAUAACAUACUUAGUGGCGUGCAAAAAAUUUAUUUUAUGAUAAAAUCAUUGUAAAAAAUUUUUAAAUUAUUUUCCACGUGUCUUGUACUCAAGCAACUUGUUUGUACUAAAAGUGAUAAUUAAAAAAAAAAAAAAAUUCAGUUAUCAAGUGAUAUUUCUUCGACGGAAAAAAAAUAAUUAUGCCGAAUAAUUAUUGAUAUUAUUAUUGUUAUUAAAUAAUGAUGUGAUUAUGUAUUAAAACAAAAAUGAAAGGGCAAUUUAUGGUUAAUUUGAAAUUGUAAUGGGCUACUGUGAACGGAAAAAAAAUAAUCAACAAUUACCAUAAUUUUUGGAGUUAAUUGGUCGAGGAAAAAAAAAUAGCGUGCUGUAAAAAAUUCAAAUACUUAAAUGCUUUUAUUUUCACACAGAAAAUAAAAAUAAAAAAAUGUUUGUGGUGAAACUAAUUUUUUUAGUGACGGUAAUUUUUUUUUUAAAAUAACGAAGCCCAAGUAAAGUGACAUCGAUUGUUAUACAACGACGACGGAUGCUUUGAAUGCUGUAAAUGUAUGAAGCAAGCUUAAUUAAAAAUAAACUUGUGCUACGCUGAAAAAGAUAUAGAAAAUGAUUAACUAGUUUGUUCUAAUUAAAAAAAUUAUUGUUAUUAUCAAUUAGACAAUUGUAAGUUAAAAUUGCAAGACUGAAAAUAAGUUAUACAAUUAACACUCCAAUAUGUGGAAUGUUGUAUUAUUUUUGGGAUUAGUUAAACUUUUUGGUUUUACAUCCGGAAGCAUUUCUUCAAAAACUGAAAAGAGUGUCCCACUCGUGAAUGUAAGCGCUGUGGAAGGUGGAGCUGUUGAGUUACCGUGCGAUAUUACUCCAAUAGGAUAUGAUGCUCUGCAUAUGGUCAUGUGGUUCAAAGGUCAUGCAGGUGGAACACCUCUUUAUACAGUGGAUGUUCGAAACAAAGCGUUGAGUGACGCUCUACAUACUUCUGAUACAAGUGUCUUUGGCCCACGGGCAUACUUUAGAACAACUAUUUCACAUCCGGCUGUACUUGUUCUGGAUGACAUUAAAAGACACGAUGCAGCGAUAUACAGAUGCAGAGUGGACUUCCGCCAAGGACAAACAAGAAGCGUCCACUAUAAUUUGUCCGUUGUUGUUUUACCGGACUUGCCAGUAAUUUUAAAUCGAAAUGGACAGCUUGUCAAUGACACUGUUGGUCCUGAAGGAGAACGAGACGACUUAAUCCUCACAUGUCGUGUUAUCGGCGGGUCACCAACACCGCGGAUAAAAUGGCAUGUUCCAAAUAUAACUUUCGAGGAGUCUAUAACGAGUUCGCUUGAUGUAAUCGAGAACAAAUUGACAGUGAGGUCACUCCGUCGAGAGUCGUUAGGAACAAAUUUUACCUGCGAGGCGUCAAAUACUGACCUCGUUCCAUCAAAAAGAAAAUCUGUAAAAUUAGAUUUAAUUUUGAAACCUUUGACGAUAAAAGUAAGCAGACCCGGCUCUGCAAACAAAAAUGAAUCUCUACAAGCCAAACAUCGGUACGACUUGGAAUGUGAGACAACUGGUUCAAAUCCGCCUGCGGUAAUAACGUGGUACAAAGGAAAACGUCCGCUCAAGCACGUCAGCGAAGAAAGAAGUCAAAAUCUAACGAUCAGCAGGGUUGAGUUCGUCCCUAAUGUAGAAGAUAAUCGUAAAGCGGUGACUUGCAGAGCGGAAAAUCCAAAUGUUAAGGGUUUAUUUUUAGAAGAAUCCUGGAUUUUAAAUGUUGUGUAUCCACCUCUGGUGUCAUUAAGCCUCGGAUCAACACUGAAUGCCGGUGAUAUCAAGGAGGGUGAUGAUGUAUACUUCGAGUGUCACAUUAAUUCAAAUCCGUCUAUCUCAAAACUUAUCUGGAUUCACAAUAAUGAAAUACUGAUGCAUAAUACUUCAGCAAGAAUUAUUCAAUCGAAUCAAAGUUUAGUUCUGCAAAGUGUAACGCGAAACAGUGCUGGUUAUUAUGCUUGUGCGGCAACAAAUUCAAUACGAGAAACAAGGAGUGAACCUCUGCUCUUUCGAGUUAAAUUCGCGCCGAUUUGCAAAGAAGAUCAAAUAAUUGUUGUUGGAGCAUCACGAGGCGAAUCCUUAAAUAUUAGUUGCAAAGUGGAGGCAGACCCUCCAGUACGCAACUUUCGAUGGAAAUUCAAUAACAGUGGGGCAACCCUUGAAGUAUCGCCAAAACAAUUUACGAUACCAAUGCAUGGCGACACUGAUGGUGUAAGCAUACUAAAGUACACGCCAGUUACAGACGUCGACUACGGUACGCUCUCAUGUUGGGCGGAUAAUGAAGUCGGUACACAAGCCAGACCUUGUCUCUUCCAAAUUGUGACCGCAGGCAAGCCAUCUCCAGUACGAAAUUGCACUCUAGCCAAUCAAACGUAUACAAGCGUUGAAGUUAAGUGCAUUGCCGGAUAUGAUGGUGGUUUGCCUCAGAGAUUCGUUCUCGAGGUAUACCACGGUAACAUUGAUUCGUUGCCAGACAGCAAACCACAAUACAACGUUUCUUCAAGCGACGAGCCAAUUUUUUCACUCUCCAGUCUAGAUGUUCCAGUUGAUGCUGGAGUACAUGUUGCUGUUUAUGCUGUCAAUGCCAAGGGUCGCAGUCAGGCGGUUGUUCUUAGCGAAGUUACCUUCCGUGACGCUGAAAAACGUCAGGAUGCAGGAAUCGUAUUAUCUCCUCUAAUUGGUAUAGUAAUCGGUGCUCUUCUUACCCUCGUGUCUGUUGUCCUCGCAAUCGUAAUAAAAGCACGACGAGAACGAAUGUCAAAACCACGCCAUGAAAAGCCUGGCGAACUGAGAGAAUUACCACAACAGCAGUAUUCAAAUCCGAGUCCGCAACAAACAGUGGAAACUGAUCCAGAUGUUAUCCCAAAUAAAUUUGAGGAAAAUUUGAUGGAAGUUAGUCCGCCAAGUUAUCCAGGUAGUUAUUCAUCAACACAUUGGGUAACACCUGGUCCAACACCAAGUAUUGAUGAACUAUGUCAUAAAUUCACCGGAAGACCAACUGAACUGAGAUUACCAUCAAGAAGUACAAUUCCAAUACUUCCAAACUCAGCAAUUACGGGAGUGGUGGUUGGCGCUGGUCAGGGUGUUUUUGUUGCUGGCGAAUGCCUUGACGGUGAAGCGAUCAAGCGACGUCUUAUGGCCAACAGACUUCCCGAAAGUUGUGUUUAAAUUAAAUCUCCAACACCGCACUGUCAUUAUUUAUUUAUCUAGAUUGAUCAUAAAAAAAAUAAUAAUAAAAACAAAUUAAGAAAGUCUUUCUAGUAUAUUAAACAGGUAAAAAAAAAUAAUAAAAUAACUAAUAAUAAAGUUUCGCGUGCUUCCAAUUAAUAAAUGACGCGAUAGAACAUUCAUUUGAUUAUCGUUAUUAUUGUGUGAGUCGGUAAAUAAAUCAGGAUACAAUAAUAAUAAC
Messenger RNA from Cotesia glomerata, 3707 nucleotides. Its product is annotated as neural cell adhesion molecule 2-like. The record is from RefSeq and is a predicted model, not a curated record. The transcript is spliced from 15 exons. Lineage: Eukaryota; Metazoa; Arthropoda; Insecta; Hymenoptera; Braconidae. The coding region runs from base 980 to 3466 and encodes 828 amino acids.